Molecule: messenger RNA, 304 nt
Organism: Staurois parvus
Lineage: Eukaryota; Metazoa; Chordata; Amphibia; Anura; Ranidae
Source: the annotation of a GenBank genome assembly
UGCUCGAUGACUCGGUGCCCGCUGACUUGCCCGGUGACUCGGUGCCCGCAGACGUGCCAGAUGACUCGGUGCCCGCUGUCGAGCUUGAUGACUCGUUGCCUGCUGUCGUGCCAGAUGACUCGGUGCCCGCUGUCGUGCCAGAUGACUCGGUGCCCGCUGUUCUGCCAGAUGACUCGGUGCCCGCUGUCGUGCCAGAUGACUCGUUGCCCGCUGUCGUGCCAGAUGACUCGGUGCCCGCUGUCGUGCCAGAUGACUCGUGCCCGCUGUCGUGCCAGAUGACUCGGUGCCCGCUGUUCUGCCAGAU